Molecule: messenger RNA, 1662 nt
Organism: Acanthopagrus latus (yellowfin seabream)
Lineage: Eukaryota; Metazoa; Chordata; Actinopteri; Spariformes; Sparidae
Gene: cfap300
Product: cilia and flagella associated protein 300
Exons: 7
Coding region: 456-1250 (264 amino acids)
Source: RefSeq, a predicted model, not a curated record
AUUCAUCCAGUACGACACUAUGGAACUAAUUCAAUACGUGUCUCGAGUUUAGUACAAACACUUCUGGGGGAAAAAAACACCACGUUAACUCGACAAAAUCCCAAUUACAGUCAAAGUUGUGGCGAUAUUAAUGCUAGCUUUUUGAAAAAGACCGUUAGCGGCAUAGCAGAGUCCGUUGUCAAGGCAACAUGUAAACGAAUCUUCUAAGAUGGGUGGAGAAGCGUGAUUACCCACUCUGUCAUUACUCCGUGUUAACCGAGACAAACCGUUCGAAGAGGACGCUGGUUGGCUGUUAGUGAGCACACCUGCCGCUGAUUGGCCCGUAAUCGCCUACAAACCUGUCACUUAUUUCUGAACACGAGUGAACCCUCUGUUAGUUUAAAGGCUAACAACACAAAUACUCAGUAAAAAAAAAAAAAAAAAAAAAAAAGAAGAAGAAGAAGAAGAAGAAGAAGAUGGCUGGAGAGAAAUGGGACUUUGACAAAACUUUUUCUUUCAGUCCUCUUCCGUCCAAGAAACUCCCCUUUCUACAGGAUAAAGACACUUUGGCGCUGUUUAUGAAAUGGUCCAUGCUGGGGAGGCUCUCUGCUCGGUCUUACAGCUUUGACCAGACAUUUUACCCUUACAACAGUGAGAGGUUUGCACUGUGUUUCUUCAGAGACCCUGAUGUGGUAUCCAGCCUGUCCAAAGAGCUGAAGGCCGGAGCCUGGGUGCCUCUCGACAAGCCAGUGGUGUGUGUUGAUGUGGAGCUGGUGCCGUGCACUCAGGUCUCCAUGGAGCUGUUUGACCCAAUCUACUCUUGUGGGAUCCUGAGGCCCUCUGGACAUGUAGUUAAAUGCUUUCAUGAUGUCUACCCCGACUAUGAUGAACUCAGACGGAUGUUGCAGGAGGAGGACUCUGAGCACUACUACGUGGUUGGGAGGGAGGAGCGGGGAGAGUUUCUGUUUCGCAUCUUCGAGCACCUGUGUGUCGGAGGAGAGCUCUGUCAGUACGAAGACACCAUCGAUCCUUACAUCAGCACCACAAAGCAAAUCUAUAAAGACCUGAUCAGUGUUCAGAAGGAUCCAGAGACUAAGAAGAUCAGUGUUGUGUCCACAGUCCUCAGAGUCUGGGCUUAUGACGAGUCUGGGAGAUGCUACCCCGGGAGGAGAGAAGAGAAGCAGACGUUUGCCUAUUUGAUUGUCGACCCCUUCAAACGACACGUGACUUUGUUCUACCACUGCUACGGUGUAGGGCAUUUCACGCAGUGACAGCGUAGAACUGAUCAUUUUCCUGCAGAACUUGUCAGACCCCUGGUGGAUAUAUGUAUGUAAAAACACGAGCUCAGACUGGGAGCUUAAAGGAUGAGAACACUGCAGUCAGUCAGCUUUCCUACUCAAUUGUUGGGAGAAAUUUGAUUGGUAAAUGCUAAUGUCAGCAUAGUGUACUUAAGUAAAAGGUCUUAAAGUAUCUCAAAUUAAAUGUACCUAAUAUACUUAGUAUCUAAAGCACAGGUAAAAGUGAAUCGUACUACAUAUACAGUAUGUGCAUGUAUGUAUACUGUAUACCCUGGGUUGACUGAUUAUAAUAAUAUGAUUAUUAUUAUAUUCAGCAUCUUUUUUGAUUUUUGGAUUUGGUCUUUGUGUUAAUCCGAUUGCGAAUAAAUUAAAUUAAUUGAAAAAU